Molecule: messenger RNA, 813 nt
Organism: Diplodia corticola
Lineage: Eukaryota; Fungi; Ascomycota; Dothideomycetes; Botryosphaeriales; Botryosphaeriaceae
Product: methyl-accepting chemotaxis protein
Exons: 2
Coding region: 1-813 (270 amino acids)
Source: RefSeq, a predicted model, not a curated record
AUGCCCACCAUGAUGCUCACCACCCUCCUCCUGCUCUCCUCCCUCGCCCACGCCGCCCCGCUGCCGGCCUCGUCUCAGCAAUGCCGCUGCGCAGUCAUGCCCGCGAGCACGCCCUUCUUUCCCUCGCUGCCCGUCUCACCCUCGUCCGCCUCGUCGCAACGCCUGGUCACCGACUCGUGUGCCGCCCUCGGCCCCCAGCUGCAGGCCUGGCGCGAAGCUCCCACCGACCGCGCCGCCGACGAGGCUGCCCGUCUUGAAAAGUGGAUCGCCGAGCAGGACGACAAGGUCGCGACGGCCGCAACCGAUCUGCUCUGGGGCAAGAGACCCAUUCCCACCGCCGCUGCCCUGGUCGCUGCGAGAACACAACGGUCCAGCGAGGGGGACGCGAAGCCGCAGGGCAGGAUAGUGUGCCGCACUGUCGAGGUGACGGAAGAAGCUGUCGGCAGCUUCGAGGACGCUCUCUACGCCGACACGACAUCGGCCGAAAAAGUCAGGAAAAUCGAGGCCCAGGAAUCGCCGGAUGCCAAGCACAGCGACGGCUGUGCCGGCAAGACCCAGAAGAUGUCGUUCUUCAACCAGAUCGCCGACGCGUGGCGGCGGCCAGAGAGGCACAUGUUCGCGCUGAAGCUCGUCGUGUUCGUGCUCAUCGUGCUGUGCAUGGUCGAGCUGGGAGACGAUGUCUUUGCUUGCAUCCGCAGAAGAAGAAGCGCCCGCAGGAGCUCCGCCAGGCUUUCGAGCGGCGAGAAAGCCUUGUACAGACCGGACCUGGAGUCCAUCGCCGAAGAAGAGGAAGAUGAUACCCAACUGCCUUGA